Botrytis sinoallii is the source of this 303-nucleotide messenger RNA. RefSeq lists its product as uncharacterized. NCBI's taxonomy places the organism in Eukaryota, Fungi, Ascomycota, Leotiomycetes, Helotiales, Sclerotiniaceae. The coding region runs from base 1 to 303 and encodes 100 amino acids. The transcript has 2 exons. The record is from RefSeq and is a predicted model, not a curated record.
AUGACCAAGCUCAAAAAUUUACAGUCAGGUUUUCUGCUUUCUAGUCUUAUAGUUCAGGCUUCGGCAGGCAUAUACUACGACUCAGCAUCAUGUAACAAAUACCUACCACUCUUAGAUCAAGGCGCCCUUGCUGCUUUCGAAAUGGGCCAUCUCGCUCAAAUUGCUAUUGGAGCUCCUGUACAGAAUGAUCCUAACGGCAAUGUAUGGGGCUUUCCUGAUACUGAGAGCAGGGACUUGACGGGGAAAAUCUUUGGAUCGCCUGCGGAAAAUUUCAGGACUUUCCUAUCAAUUAUCAAUAUGUAA